CUCCUCUCCUCGCUUCAUUUCGGUUUUGGACUCUGGUGGAAGAUGGUGCACUGUUUACGGGUUUCAAGGCCCAGCUGGAUCUUCCUCUUAGGGUCAUCUUGCCUGCUCUUAACAAUCCUCCCUGGCGGACAGGGCAGGCGAGGCGCGCGAUCUAUCCAGGAACCUGUCAGACUUGACGUGACUGUCCAAGUAACAGAAAACGUGUCCGAAAAGGUCACGUUUAAUAUAGGCUACAGCCAAGGACAAAUACUGGUGAAUGGAUUCCCUAUCAACAAAGGAGUCACAAGGAUAUCAUCCAAUAUGGAAAUAUGGUCAUCUAAUGAGUGGAGGAGCCAAACCCGAAUUGGCUUGGCCUGCUUACGUCUCCUAGUUCAGGAAUGGCCAACAAAUUCCAGCUCCAGGGAGUCGCAGAUCCUUGUUGAGCCAGAAGUGAUUGAAAUUGAUGGAAAACAGGUUGAACAAAAUAUGACAACUGAUGUGACAUUUGUAAUUAAUGAAGAGACUGGCCUUUUUGGAUAUUCUACUUCAAUCAUCCCUCGUGAGGAGAGCUUACUAUACAUUAUACCAAGGGCUAACGAUGUCUUAUUUACCUUCUCAAACAUCCCAGAAAGUGGCACAAUGCACUCCUUGCAGGGUAACAAAACGACUCUAUCUCUUGAAUCAUCAGGUGACAGCGCUCCGCAGCAUACAACCUGGGAAUAUAACAUCAGGCAGAAUACCACAAUGGAUGAGGAGCCUUACCCUGGAAAGCUCCCAGAGACCCCUAUUAGAGCAGAGAUGCCAUCUUCUUCAUACAAGGUGAUGUGCCAGUUUGCAGAAGAACUACGAGAGAAGCUGUGCAUUAUUUGGCGCCGUUGUUAUCCUGUGUUGAUUGACCUUGCGCAAGUUGUUAUCAUGGGAGUCAUAGCAGCUGCCAUUGUACUUGAAAUUCUUAAGAUUGUGUAUCCUUCAGGCGGACAAAAGUAUUUUCUGACUCCUAGUGACAUCAAGGAUUCGCCUGUGCUUGUUCCUUUGGUUUUACAAGAGAGAGAGAAGAUAGAAAAAUCCAAUGACACAGAAAGUAAUCAGUGAAAUUUGUGGUAGUAUAUCACUGCGAGUUCAUUGUUUAUAGCUGGAUUCUAAGCAGCCGGCUGUCAAUUGCCAAUCCUUCGGAUUCGUUUAUCUGAAAAACUAUUGUAGUGCCGUGACUUGGAAGAUAGAAGGUUAAAACUGCAGUAUAAUGGCACACGUAUUUUGUAUGUAAUAUGAUUUAUACGCGUUUCACACAAGCUCCUUUAAAUAAACACAAGGUGUAAUAUAA
Molecule: messenger RNA, 1300 nt
Organism: Spea bombifrons (plains spadefoot toad)
Lineage: Eukaryota; Metazoa; Chordata; Amphibia; Anura; Pelobatidae
Gene: GINM1
Product: glycosylated integral membrane protein 1
Exons: 8
Coding region: 43-1071 (342 amino acids)
Source: RefSeq, a predicted model, not a curated record